AUGCCAAAAAAGCAGAUGAGCACGAGGCUGAACGAAAAGAAGCUUCCAUCCGAUGGCCAGAAGCUGGUCCGACGUUGCGACGAUGAAUUCAAGUGGGGCCCGAUCCAACAACACCUGCUGGUAAAGCUUGGUACAUGGUAUGCUACCAAAGGCCUCGCUAAGUUAUUCGCCGAGCAUGAUCCCGAUGUCAUCGUCAACGCAACGUGUCUAAGUCUCUACAAGACAAAUAUGUCGCGUGACGUUUCACGUGUCUUGAAGAUCAUGACCAUUCAGAACUACUUCCUCGCACGCACGGCCGAGAUGGGUUCCUGGACCCUCGUGAGCGCUACAGGGCUCGGUCCCGAAAGCCACGGGAAGUUCUGGACAAAUGACAAAUAUCAAGCGUAA
Molecule: messenger RNA, 387 nt
Organism: Clonostachys rhizophaga
Lineage: Eukaryota; Fungi; Ascomycota; Sordariomycetes; Hypocreales; Bionectriaceae
Source: the annotation of a GenBank genome assembly